Messenger RNA from Olea europaea var. sylvestris, 3053 nucleotides. Its product is annotated as protein FAR1-RELATED SEQUENCE 7-like. The coding region runs from base 400 to 2712 and encodes 770 amino acids. Gene Ontology annotation, biological process: regulation of DNA-templated transcription. The record is from RefSeq and is a predicted model, not a curated record. Gene Ontology annotation, molecular function: zinc ion binding. Lineage: Eukaryota; Viridiplantae; Streptophyta; Magnoliopsida; Lamiales; Oleaceae. The transcript has 2 exons.
AUGAAUGCUCUCUCUUUCAGCCUCUCUCUCUCUCUCUCUCUCUAACACAUCGAUAAAAAGCGCACCGUACUGGAAUUCCACCUCAGCUCCACCCCACACACCCGAGGGACUCGGAAAUCGACGCCCCCUUCAGCCAUGACUGCAGUGAAUCAGUAAAUUUAAAGAAAAAGGAAAACCAGAUUUUCGUUUCUGAUCCAUUUUAAACGUGGAAAUGAUCAGAUAUACAUAUAUUUUUUUCAGUUUAAAGUGUAAUUUAUUUGAGUGGACCGCGUGAAUCAGUCGAUUUUACGGCUCAAUGUAUGAAAUUUCUCUGUGACCCACCUGAAUUUAGAAUAAUUCUGAGGUCAGAAAAACUCCCAAUUGGAUUUUCAGCUACUGCGAUAUGCAAAAGAUACUGACAUGAAUAGAGAGGAGUUCAGAAAUAUUAUGUCUGUGAGGACGAAACCAGCAAGUCUAGCGACUGGAAAAAGCAAUGGCCAUUGUGAAGAUGAAGGGGAAUCCAAGAUGGAACCACAUGUGGGGUUAGAGUUUGACUCGGCAGAAGAGGCCCAAGAGUUUUACAGUGACUAUGCAACCCAAGUGGGGUUCAAAAUUAGGAUUGGUCAGCUGUAUAGAUCCAGAGUUGAUGGCGAUGUUAUUUGUAGGAAAUUUGUUUGUUCAAAGGAGGGAUUUCAGACAAACGCAAGAACUGGCUGUCCUGCUUUCAUAAGAGUGCAAAAAGUUGAUUCUGGGAAGUGGGUUUUGGCCAAUAUAAAAAAGGAACAUAACCAUGAACUUGAAGUCCCUGGAGAAAUUUGUCCACCCAAGAUUCAGAGAAAAAGUUUUCCUACUCCUAGAUCAUCAGCUGGUGGGGCAAGUAGGACAGGAAUCAGAUCGCACGAGGAGGAUGGUCUAACUGGUGUUGUCGACACUAAACGUCUCAAAAAGGAAGACAUGGGAGGAAUUGCAGUACCUAGAGGUGAACCAUACAAGGGUCUCGAAUUUAGUUCUGCUGAUGAAGCAUACAAAUUCUACUACACAUAUGCAGCCAUUACAGGAUUUAAAGUCAGGAUCGGUCAGUUAUUCCGCUCCAAACAUGAUGGAUCAAUUACAUCCCGAAGAUUUGUGUGCUCCAAGGAAGGGCAUCAGCACCCUUCAAGAGUAGGUUGUGGAGCAUACAUGAGAAUACAAAGACAAGAAUCGGGAAGGUGGGUGGUCGAUCGUCUUCAAAAGGAUCACAAUCAUGAAUUUGACAGUCCCACAGAUCCUAGUAGAAGAGUGACACUUGCAUCAAAGGGGUAUAGAGAGGAAGGAAGCAGUGGGUUGGAAAAUUUGGAUUUAGUUGAAACAAAUGGAGGCCUUAGCCUUGUCAAGCGAGUGCGAGAAAGUAAUAUUGGUAGUGAGUGGUAUAGUAUGCUUCUUGAGUAUUUUCAAUCUCGGCAAGCAGAGGAUACGGGAUUUUUUUACGCGGUGGAAAUGCAUGAUGGUAAAGGCAUGAAUCUUUUCUGGGCUGAUGCAUGGUCUAGAUUUUCCUGCACUCAGUUUGGAGACGCGAUUGUGUUUGAUACAACAUACAGGAGAGGUAAUUAUUUUGUGCCAUUUGCUUCUUUUAUUGGGGUUAAUCAUCAUAGGCAAUCGGUACUUCUUGGCUGUGCUCUAAUUGCUGACGAAUCGGAAGAGUCAUUUACUUGGAUAUUUCAGGCAUGGCUUAGGGCAAUGUCGGGGCGCCACCCUGUGUCUAUAAUAGCCGAUCAGGACAAGGCCAUUCAAAAUUCAAUUGCACAAGUUUUUCGGGGGUCACACCAUCGGUUUUCUGCAUGGCAAAUUCUGAACAAAGAACAGGAGAACCUGGGCGCAUUACUCUCAAUGAAUGCCAAGUUCAAAUAUGAGUAUGAAACUUGUAUUUUUCAGACCCAGACCGCUAAUGAAUUCGAUUCGGCGUGGAAUGUGCUUAUGAACAAAUAUAACUUGAGAGAGAAUGCUUGGUUAAGGGAGAUGUACAGAAUGCGUAAAAGUUGGGUUCCCCUGCACAUAAGGGGCAUAUUCUUUGCUGGCAUUCCUGUGGAUGGAAGCUUGAAAUCAUAUUUCAGUCCUCUAUUGACAGCCCAAACACCUCUCAAAGAAUUUGUUGUAUUGUAUGAAAAAGCUCUUGAACAACGCCGUGAAGAGGAAAGGAAGGAGGAUUUGAAUUCGUUUAAUAUACAAGCAGUUUUGCAUACAAAAGACCCCAUAGAAGAACAGUGUAGAAGGCUUUACACCAUCACAAUGUUUAAAGUAUUUCAGAAAGAGCUUUUAGAAUGCUAUAGCUAUGUUGGAACAAAAAUAAAUGUCGAAGGAGCCAUUAGUAGAUAUCUGGUACAGAAGUGCGGAAAUGGAGAUGAGAGGAAUACGGUUGCCUUUAAUGCAUCCAAUCUUAAUAUCAGUUGUAGUUGUAAAAUGUUUGAGUUCGAAGGUGUUCUUUGCAGGCACGCUUUGAAAGUAUUCCAAAUAAUGAACAUAAGGGAGCUUCCAUCUCGAUAUAUCUUGCAUCGAUGGACCAAAAAUGCGAGAUAUGGUAUACUCCGAGAUGCUCAUUCAGCAGGCGGUUCUGAAGAUUUCAAGCCCCUGAUGUUUUGGAGUUUAAGAGAAGAAUCCCUUAAUUUCAUCGAGGCAGGAGCAGCAUCUUUAGAAAGAUACAAAAUUGCCGUCGAGAUCAUGCAGGAGGGUAGAAGAAGUCUCUGCUGGCAAACUUAGUAAAUUUCUAAGCUGCAGGUCAGAGAUAUUUUCUUCCUUCCAUAUUUCAUCUUGAUUCUCUAGUCUGAACUUUGUAAUUCCUCCCUUGCCUAGUUUUAGUGGGUUUUCAGCCAUGUGACUAAAUAGAAACUCUUUUCCGUGAAGUACUUAGAGUUGUACUAUGGCUCUAUUUGUAGUUUACCUGUUUCAUAUCACUGUCAAGCAGUGCUUGAAUGAAGAAGUGAAUUUUGUUCCAAAAUGUAAUUGCCCACCUGCAUUUACGUGUCUUGUUCUUAGAGUAAUCUUAUUGAUUUGGCAUUCAUGUACGAGGUUUUUUUUAUUGACUUUUCUUCUACAUACUA